AUGGAGGAAAGCCAAGAACUUGCUUUGACCCAGUUUAGAAAAUCCGUCGAGAAACUCUCUUCUUCCACAGAGGGACAUGAGAAACCGACGUUGAUGAGGUUCCUGGUGGCAAGAUCAAUGGACCCAGACAAGGCAGCGAAGAUGUUUGUGGACUGGCAAAAGUGGAGAGCCUCCAUGGUUCCUUCCUCUGGUUUCAUCCCAGACUCAGAAGUGAAGGAUGAAUUGGAAUUCAAGAAGAUCUGUCUUCAGGGUCCAACCAAAUCCGGACACCCUUUGGUCCUUGUCAUAACCUCUAAGCAUUUUCCUACUAAGGAUCAAGCUACCUUCAAGAAGUUCGUUGUUCAUGUGCUAGACAAAACCAUCGCAAGUGGCAUCAAAGGCAAAGAAGUAGGAGAUGAGAAGUUGGUAGCUGUUAUCGAUCUUGCAAACAUUACGUACAAGAACCUUGAUGCUCGUGCACUGAUCACCAGCUUUCAGUUCUUACAAUCUUACUACCCGGAACGCCUUGCAAAAUGCUACAUCUUGCAUAUGCCUGGAUUCUUCGUGGCCGUCUGGAAACUCGUCUGCCGUUUCUUAGAGAAAGCAACUAAGGAUAAGGUUGUGAUAGUAACGGACGGAGAAGAAGAGAGAAAAUUCGAGGAGGAGGUCGGAUUAGAGGCUUUGCCGGAAGAAUACGGUGGUCGAGCUAAGCUCACGUUAAUCCAAGAUGUUCUGCUUCCUCAGACGACUGCUCCAGGAAUCCGCCACCAAAACCUCUCCGUCUCUCACUUCUUCUUCUUCUCCUUCCUCCUCACGACGGCAACAAUGGCGACUCUCACUCAUCAGGCUCCACAGACCCAUUUCCUCUCUAGACUUCCCCUCAGGGCCAAACCCAGAGCCUUCUCCGCAAGGGUCAAAAUGUCUCUCCAGGAAUCCGGACCUUCCCUCGCCGUCGUCGGCGUUACCGGAGCCGUCGGGCAGGAAUUUCUCUCGGUCUUAUCCGAUCGAGAUUUCCCUUACAGCUCCGUCAAGAUGCUGGCAUCGAAACGCUCCGCAGGGAAACGCGUCGCCUUCGACGGUAGAGAAUACACGGUGGAGGAGCUCACCGCGGAGAGCUUCGACGGAGUCGACAUCGCUCUGUUCAGUGCCGGCGGAUCCAUAAGCAAGGAGUUUGGACCUCUCGCGGCGGAGAAAGGAACAAUCGUGGUUGAUAACAGCUCGGCGUUUCGAAUGACUGAGGGAGUCCCGCUUGUGAUUCCGGAAGUGAAUCCUGAGGCGAUGAAAGGGAUUAAAGUCGGAAUGGGCAAAGGGGCUUUGAUCGCGAACCCUAAUUGCUCCACCAUUAUCUGCUUAAUGGCUGUUACGCCUCUUCAUCAUCACGCCAAGGUGAAGAGAAUGGUGGUGAGUACGUAUCAAGCAGCUAGUGGUGCAGGUGCUGCAGCCAUGGAAGAGCUUGUGCAGCAGACUCGCGAGGUUUUAGCGGGCAAGCCUCCGACUUGUAACAUCUUCAGUCAGCAGUAUGCGUUUAACUUGUUUUCGCAUAAUGCUCCUGUUACUGAGAACGGUUACAACGAAGAGGAAAUGAAACUUGUGAAGGAGACGAGGAAGAUCUGGAAUGACACUGAAGUAAAAGUAACAGCGACGUGUAUCCGUGUUCCAGUUAUGCGUGCUCAUGCAGAGAGUGUCAAUCUCCAGUUUGAGAAUCAACUCGACGAGAACACAGCAAGGGAGCUGUUGAAGAAAGCGCCUGGAGUUUAUAUAAUAGACGACCGAUCUUCCAACACCUUCCCUACGCCACUUGAUGUCUCUAAUAAAGAUGAUGUUGCGGUUGGUAGGAUCAGGCGAGACGUGUCUCAAGAUGGCAAUUUCGGGCUGGACAUAUUCGUGUGUGGAGAUCAAAUACGCAAAGGAGCUGCUCUAAAUGCUGUUCAGAUCGCUGAGAUGCUUCUCUGA
Microthlaspi erraticum is the source of this 1932-nucleotide messenger RNA. Lineage: Eukaryota; Viridiplantae; Streptophyta; Magnoliopsida; Brassicales; Brassicaceae. The record is from the annotation of a GenBank genome assembly.